This is a messenger RNA of Hypanus sabinus (Atlantic stingray), 6572 nucleotides long. RefSeq names its product polymeric immunoglobulin receptor-like. The record is from RefSeq and is a predicted model, not a curated record. The transcript has 9 exons. Lineage: Eukaryota; Metazoa; Chordata; Chondrichthyes; Myliobatiformes; Dasyatidae. Bases 251 to 1690 code for a protein of 479 amino acids.
UUCAGUAGAUUAGGGGACUGAGUUCAAGAACCACGAGGUAAUGUUACAACUUGAUAAAACUCUGGUUCGAACUUUGUAUUGUGGAGUAUAGGGCAUAGAUUGAGUGAACAGCCGGAACCUCUUUCUCAUGGUGACAAUGACCAAUACCAGAGGACGUCCAUUUUAGGAGAGUGGAAGAAAGUUUCAGGGAGAUAUAAGAGUCAUAUCUAUCUGAGGACAGACAGGUCCUGACUGUGUGUCAGUGAAUAAAAUGCCGUGGACAUUGAUUCUUCUGAUUGGUUUCCUACCUGUUUCAGGUGCAUUGUGGGCAGUGAAAUAUAUCGGAGGAUAUGUGGGAAGAGCGAUCACAAUCGAUUGUCACUAUGAAGCACAGUACCGCUCAGACACAAAGUAUUGGUGCCAUGGAUGGACUCUGCAAUGUUCAGUUUUAGUGAAAACAAAAGGGCAACACGGACGGAGGGGACGAGUGUCAAUCACAGAUAACCCAGAACGGGGAAUAUUUACUGUUACUAUGGAGGAUCUUCACUCUGGAGAUGCAGGAUGGUACAGCUGUGGAAUUUCAACACCAGGUUUUGAUCCAUUGUUUAACGUACAACUGAAAGUAUCUGAUGAACUCAUGUCUGCUCCUGUGGUUCGAUAUCUGUCACCAGCAAAUGUCUCACGUCUCGGGGGCUCAGUGUCACUUUCCUGUGAGUCCUUCCAGGGAUCCCUUCCCAUUCAGUACAGGUGGUAUGAACAAACCUCAUCUGGGUAUCCAACGAUCUCAGAUACCAAUGAACUGACUCUACAUUGUCAAUCCUUCAACCACACACACCAUCAAUAUUACUGCAGUGCCUCAAAUCGGUUUGGAGCAAGAUCCAGUGCAAUGUUUAAUGUGACAGUCUUCAACAAUGGAAAGAUCUGCAGUUACGUGACAGAAAUCAAUGACACUAUUUCAGGUGCUUUAUGGACAGAAGAUAAAGUAAGAGGAGUUGUGGGAAGUACGAUCACAAUCGAUUGUCACUAUGCGCCAUUGUACCGUUCACACAAAAAGUAUUUGUGCCGUAUGGGGGAUCGUCAGUGCACAUUGUUAGUGAAUACAAAUGGCACAAAUAAGCAGAAUGGAAGAAUGAGAAUCAGAGAUAACACAUCCCAGGGAAUAUUUACUGUUACUAUGGAGAAUCUUGUCUCUAAUGAUACAGGACAUUACAGAUGUGGAAUUUCAACAUCUGGCCAGCAUCCAGUGUUUGAUGUGCAUCUCCAAGUAUCUGCCGGGUCAAAGCAUGUCCAUGUAAAUACUAAGACUGGAUCGAUAACAACUGCACAAAAACCCACUUACAUAAUUGUGCUCACUGUCACUGGGAUUCUGCUCAUACUACUUGUCAUUUGUCUACUUUGUUACCUGAGGAGAAAAAACAGGGAAUCCAACCACAACACAUCUCACAGAGGAGGCAACAAUGAAACCCAGGAAAUGGCCAUGUUGGAAGAAAACAUCGUUUAUGCAGAUAUACACCAUGCUCGAAACAAUGAGGCAGCUGCCCAGUCGGCUGACAAUGAAAAUGGAACUGUGUAUGCAAACAUGAAAUUUAAAAGGAAGUCAAGAGCAGGACGCUCUGUUAUGUACGAGGACAACCCCACCUAUGCAGAUAUCAAAUUUCAAAGCCAAAGCACAAGGCCCAAAUACAAAGCUUUCUCUCCUGGUACUCCAUAGGACCCAGAAUCAGUUUGACAAAAUCAUUAUGUGGAUUAAGGCAGAAGAGUUACGCUCAGAGGCCACUUUAUUUGGUACAGUUGUUAAUGCAAAUACCUAAUCAGCCAAUCAUGUGACAGGAACUCGAUGCAUAAAAACAUGCAUGUUGGCAUGUUGUGCAUUGAAAGGUGUCCUUCUGCACACCACUGUUGUAAUGCAUGUUUGUUUGAGUUACUGUCACCUUCCUGUCAGCUUAAACCAGUUUCGCCAUUGUCCUCUAUUGGACCUCUGUUUAUUUACUGAUCCUUCGGGUUCGUUCAGGAGUCAGGAAUGACAAGCAGUCUUAAUUCUAAUGAUCAUUUAUUUUAAAGUACAAAUAAAUGUACAAAUAUGAAGCAACACACACAAAAUUCUGGAGUAACUCAGCAGACUAAGGAAAGUAGAUGUGUGAGAAAUUAUGCUAGGAGGUAGAUGAACGUCAAAGGACGCAAAGUCAAAUAGAUGGCGCCUCUGAAAAAUCCAUGACCUUUAUAGUUAAGAUCAGGAAAAUUCCUUCAAUAAAAAUAAACUAGCUAAUAGAGAACAUAAUUAAAAUAAUUACCUCCUGUGGGUAACCUGCUAGUACUUAGUCAAUGAAAAGUGAGGAAGGUGAUAAACCAUUAGUUUAACUGCUAUACCAAUUUCUGCCAGUGAGUGGGGAUGAGCCACCACAUACUGUGAAAAAUACAUGAAUUUGUUAAAAUGUACAAAUCUUAUUAAAAAAGUAUUGUUUAAAAAAAAGCAGUGGUUUCCAACACCCCUGACCUCUCUCACUAACCAGGCAUUGCUACACAGAACUGGAAUUUUUUAAAAAAUCACUUACGUCACAUUUCUUCUCCAUUCCAGACUUUGGUCUGAACAACAGCUGAACCCCUUGAUCAUAUGUGUAUGCCUUUAUGCAUUGCGUGGUUGCCACAAGAUUGGCUGAUUAGGUAUUUGCUUUAGCGAACAGGUGUAUAGGUGUACCUAAUAAACUGGCCAUGGAGUGUAACACUUCUGCCUGAAUCCAUCCACAUAAUUAUUCUGCAGAGCUGAUUCUGAGCUGCUUCUUCCACACUUACCCCUCCUCCAGUUCCUCUUCACAGGCAAGUAUAAUCCAUUGGCAAUGAGCAUCUGAAUCCAAAUCAUCUGUGUGUUACUACCCAUUAAGCCACUGGCACUCAGGCAGCAUUGAAAGUCCUCCAUCUCUGGUGGUGUUCAGGGCUUCCUUCAUCGUGUCGGUAGCCUUCUCUCAGUUUUCAUUAUAGGGCCUGUAUUGUGUUGUAGGUUUUUAGGUUUCUAUGCUAGUCAUGCAAGUCCCAGGUUGAGGCUCAGGAAUACUAUCACACUCAGAUAUAGAAGGAUACUUCAAAACCCAGACUCCAGCACCAUCACCGCGGGUUCCAACGACCAUGGAUUGGCCUCGGCCGUCGAUCUCGGCUGCCCCAGCGACCCAGGGCAUAUUCAAAACCCGGACGCCAGAACCAACAACGAGGGUUCCAACGACCAUGGACAGCUUCAAAGUGAUUGCGCAACCACCAACUGCGACUCCAGCCUUGAACUCCAGGCCGGGUCUUCACAUGCUGCGAUUGUGACUCCCGUCUCCCCUUCCCCCACCACCACUCUGCAAUCCCCUCUCCCUCUAAAGCAGUGGUUCCCAACAUGGGGCAUACGCCCCACAGUGGGGUAAUUUGAUUUUUAAGGGGGGCAAUUCAAGAAUGAGUUAUUAACAGUGAAUUUUUUUCUAGUAAGUCUGUGUGAGUAUGAGUGUGUGUGUGAGUUAAUACAUAUGUGUAUAUACAAUAUGCAUACAUAAAAAUACUUGUGUGUAUGUACAUGUGUAAUUGCGUAUGUACUGCAUAUAUAGUGUAUCACCAUCAUUACAACCAUCAAAUGGCUUUCAUAAUUAAAUUAAUGAAUUGACUGAUGUAGGAAGGAAUGAAUGAACAAGUCCAAACGUGUAAGAAACUCGCACGAGGUCGCGCCAAUGCUGCUUUUUGCAGUAGCUUUCAGUUCUUGGUGGUGUGAAGGUGUGUACAUUGCGUCAUCUCUUUUAAACGGUGUAUCGGUCUUUGUAUGCUGUAGAAACGAAUCGGCAUUGUUUUAUUUAUUUAUUAUUAUUAUUAUUUUAAUAUGUUCUUUUUUUUACAAUUUCUUAGUAAUUUCUUCCUCAGAACAGUCCUUUGGUUCUUUUAUUUUUCUCUUUCAUGAAUGCCAUGUUCUUUGCAAGCUUGUUUAAACCAAGUUAACGGUCUUUUAGGCUUCCUCCAGGUGAACAGGAGUUCACUUUUUGAAUAAUAAGAAUUAUAUAUCACCACAGGGGGCAUCAGGAUUUUAGAGGUUAUUAGGUGGGGCAUGGCCAAAAAAAGGUUGGGAACCACUGCUCUAAAGAGUCUUACUACCUUUCCUUUUAGUUAGUCCUGACGAAGUGUCUCGGCCCGAAACGUCAACAGUGCUUCUCCUUAUAGAUGCUGCCUGGCCCGUUGUGUUCCACCAGCAUUUUGUGUGUGUUGUUUGAAUUUCCAGCAUCUGCAGAUUUCCUCGUGUUUCAUGCCAUCAGUUUGGAGGUUAACCAGAUGGAAAAUAAGCUUUUGCUCCUCCACCCUGAGGAUGGCGUCAUCUGAUUAUAUACUGCCAUAGGUGAGACAACAGAUAAAUGGUGAAGUUAAAUUGUACUUAAUGAAACCUUCAGGAUAAAAUCAAGGGAGCCAUUAAGUUGUUGUCUUCUGUAUAACACAGUGUGAAGGCACAUACCUGCUUUGUAUAGUCAAGGGUUCAUUGCUCAGCUCUGCAAUAGAAGAUGUAUUUCUUGGAAGUCUGGUGUUUAUGCUCAGAAGCUCUUGGACCAGCCACUAGUCUAUUCAGAUGUGCUGAUCAUUUGGAAUGUUCUCCCAUUGUAAAUAUGCAAGUUGCCCAUCUAUUUUCAAAAAUUAAAGUCAAAUGUUGGGUAACAAUAGCUAUUAAAAUGCAUUUAAUCUCUUAUUUUUUUCUUUUUGUUGACCAAGUAUAAAACAUCACUGUACCGAUGUUGGGAGUGAGCAGAAAUAGAUUCUCUAGAUCUGCUGUGUUCAAUAUGUUCUUUUGUAUCUCACACGUUCGGUUUCCGUGAGGCUCAGUUCAGCACUCACAACAAUUUCAUAGAGCUACAGAGCAAUAUAGCAUGGAUAAAGGCCAUUCAGCCCAGUCUCUGCCUGCUGACUGCAGUGCACACCCCAGUUGGUCUCAAUUCAUGAAGGGCAAUUCAAGUGAGCACGCACCAGUGCACAACAAGGGAUCAGCAGUGGAAAGGGUGGGCAGUUUCAAGUUCCUCAGUGCCAACAUCUCUGAAGAUCUAUCCUGGGCCCAACAUAUUGAUGUAAUUAUAAAGGAGGCACGACAGCAGCAUAAUUCCUAAGAAGUUUGAGGAAACCUGGCAUCCUGGCAUGUAGUCAGUGAUACUCACAGAUUUCUCCAGGUGUUCCGUGGAGAGCAUUCUAACUGAUUGUGUCACUGUCUGGUAUGGAAGGGCCACUGCACAGGAUCUGAGAAAUCUUCAGGAAGAUGUGAACUCAGCCAGCUCCAUUGUGGGCACUACCCUGACCAGCAUUGAGGACACCUUCAGAAGCCGAUGCUUCAAAAAGGCAGCAUCCAUCAUUGAGGACCCCCAUUACCAAGGACAGGCCCUCUCCUCAUUGCUAUCAUCAAGAAGAUGUUACAAAAGCUGUAAACUGAUUAUCUGUUAUUUGUGAAGCGGGGUGCCAUGCGCAAUCAUAAUCGAUUGAAAACAGAUGUGGAAGCAUGGAGAAAUAUCAGGAAAUUUCAGGAAGACCUUCUUCGUUGCUGCUGCUGCUGUGAGGUCCAGGACUCUGUUGGGAAGAACAGGCCCCCAGUCCUCAGGGUCGCGCUGCUGAUGGCCGUUAGCGGGGCUGUCUAAAUACGCUCGGCAGAGGAUGGUGCUCGGAGAAGCUGUGCCGGAGGGGAUGGUUGUCGGCCCGGAGGGUCGACGGACUCAAGUCACUUUCGGUGUGUGCUGUGUCUGUGAGGCUGGUUUUGACGGAGCUUCCAUUGUGUGCUGCGUCUGCGAGGCUGAAUCAGGCGGCGCCUUGGAAGUCCAUAGUGGGGGUAUUCCCUUCUGCCGCCGGCGUGGAAUGGCGAGUCUGUCGGGACUCUGGGGACUUGUGGAAACUGUGUGGUGAUUUCUUUUGAACUUACAGACCUUUAACAUCUUGAACUAUUUUUACUGUGCCCAUAGUCUGUUUUUUUUAUCAAUUAUGCUAUUGUUUGCACUGUUGUAACUAUGUGGUUUUGUGCAGGUCUUGUAGCUUUAGUUUUUGGUCUUGUUUUCUCUGGUGGCUUUGGAGCUCCUUUCCGGGAAACGGUCUAGACGGUAGCAUGAUAUUAAUACACAACAGCCUCUCCAGACUCUGGAUUGGGGAUUGCCAAAUGUUACGUGGAUUUUCUGGUGUAGUCUGUUUUGUCAUAUGCUUUUGUGAUAUAAUUCUGGGGGAAUGUUGUCUCAUUUUUUAACUGCAUUGCAUUUGUGGUUUCUAAAUGACAAUAAACUGAAUCUGAAUCUGAAUCUGAAACAAACAGUCAAUGUUUCAGAAACAGUUUCAAUCCUUCCGCCAGCAGACUUCUAAACGGACAGCACACUCAUGAGCAUUACCUCACUAUUUCUCCUCUCCUUUUGCAUUGCUUAUAUAUAGUAACUUGUGCUUUUUAUUAUUAUGCAUAUCAAUAUACCUCUGAUGCAAAACAACUAAUUUCACUACAGAGCAGAUAUUAAACGUGAUUCUGAUUCUGAUUUUCUGCACUCAGCCCUCAUCUUUCUAAACCCUGCCCUUCCAUGUCCCCAUUCAAGUGCUUCUUAAAUGGUACUUCUGUUCCUACCUCAUUACUUCUUCUG